CCAGUUUCAUUUGUAUUUGGAACGCCGGACCGGAAAGAAGGACUCGCGAGCAGCUUGGCAAACGGGCGAUCGAGCGAGCUGAGCGCAGUUUUUUAGCUUUUAGCGCCCUCUCCUCAGUUCAUUUUCAUUUUUGAUUUUUUGAUUCAAUUAAAAUAAAAACCAAAAAAUAUUUCGGCAAAAUAAAAAAUUUUUUGGCAAAAAAACAAAAACAAAAACUUUUCGGCAUAAAAAGAAAUUUGACAAAAAUUAAAAUUGAAGAUUUGAUAAAAAAAAAGACAAGCAAGAAAACAAAAUUUUCGGCAAACGUUAAGAUUUAUGAGUUUAUCAUUUGAAUUGUGUGCAAAAGAAAUUUAAAAAAUAAAAUAAAACAAAAAGUUUUGAGUUACAUUUUGAGUUAAAAAAACGAAAAAUAUUGAAAUAAAAAAAUUAAAAAAUACAAAAACGUGACGCGCGCGUAAGAAACCGACGCAGAAAGCUUACGUGUUGAAAGUGCUGCUGCGCGCGUGCAACGAGACAAAAUUCAAAAUUCGAAUUUCUGCGACAAGCCAACGGCCGCGACACAGCGCGCCGCGCCGUGCCGAAAACAAGCGCAAAAUAAAUAAAAAUUCUAUAACGUAAAGUUUAUUUACGCGCCGGGCAGGCGAUCGCAGAAUUCGCCACACUCACACACAGAGAACAACAACAAAAUUCGUUAGACACUUUAGUUACGUUCGAUUCUACAUGGUUGUCUUUUAAGUUCAAUUGAGUUUAAUUAGCGAAAAAAAAUAAAAAUAAUUUUGAGUUUAUAAUGAAGUUCAGAAAACAACAAAAAUGUUUUACAAAUAUACGACAACAACAAAAACAACAAACGAUCAUUACAACGCACCAAACGACGUUAAAUAAAGAACGAAAGCGAAUAUAAAACAAACAAAAAAUAUAAAAAAAUAAAAUAAACAACAACAACAAUUAACAAAACGACGAGUAACGAAUUAUUCUUUAAAAGAAAAUAAUAAAAAAAUAACAACAAUAGCAAAUAUGAACAAAUAAGUAAGUGUCAAAAAGCGAGCAAAAACGCACUCGGUAGAACCAGGCGCGCCAGGCCAAGCAAGCCAAGCAAUUAAUUGGCAAGUGGUUUGUGUGUGCAAGCGAGUUGUGUGCCGCGCGUAUUAACAUUUUUUACUGUGUUGUAAAUUUAAUAAAAACAAAAAAUAUAUUUAUAUAUAUUUUGAAGAAACAAAAAAAAGAAACACAAGUGAUUUAUUGAAAAAAAACUGGCAAAAAUAUUUAUUACAAUAAAAUUGUAACACAUUUGCAAAAAAAAAAAAACAAAAAAUUGUGCGAUUAGCGACAGCAACAAGGAUAUAAGCAGCCGCAGUCACAACGAGCCAGCGAACGAGCGAUUGCGGAAGAACCGCAACAGCACAGUUUCCUCGAAAAACAGCAACGACAUUUGCGAGAUCUUAACGCACAGCGAGUCAGCGGCAACACGCGACGAACGAUUGUAAAAAUCGAAAGAAAAAAACACACGCAUACAGUGUUAAUUGCAGUAAAAAACGCUUUACCACAGUUAGUUGAAGACACGCAAUGUGCUAGAGUGUUAGCCGCGUAGCGCUAAGAGACAGCUGAAGUUAAAGAAAAAAAUCAGCCAAGCACACACAUACAGCCUAUCAAGUAAAGAUAUACUUUAUAGCACCGCUUAUUAACAGCAACAGUAAUAAUAACAACAAAACGUACAACAUAUGUAGUUGAUGGCCUCAAUUGAAACUGAGAUGCCGCCGAUGCAUGCGGCAGAAAGCGGUGGCGGAGGUGGCAACAAUGGUGUUGCCGACAAUGGCAGCCAAAGCAGCAACGGUAAUGCGAAUGGCGGCAGCAAUACCGUCUCCAGCGGACCGCAUUCGAAUGGCAGCGGCGUCGGCGAUGCCGGACAGACAGUUGCGAAUAGCAACAGCAAUAAUACGAUCAGUGCCGCUGCCGACUCGAGCGAUAAUCAGCCGGGCACACCGCAACCUCCCACCAAUGGUCAAUUAAUUGGCAACAACAACGAACAGCAGCAGCAACAACAACAAUUGGGGCAUAAUCCUUAUGCCAUGUACACUACGGUUGCGACCACAACGAAUGGCAGCGUUGGCGGCUUGCCACACAUGUAUGGCGGCAGCAUUUACGCAACAGCCGGCGGUCAACCGGAUAUGCAACAGCAGCAACAACAACAGCCACCAUACUCUAGCUAUCUGAACUCCUUCGAGCAGUUCUACCACCAACAACAGCAGCAGCAACAAGUGGGCGCCGCUCUCGAUUAUGGACUCAUGUAUGGCGCUGGUGGCGGCAAUAGCAAUGGCAGCAGCGAAUAUAAGUCCAAUCACUCGGCAGCUGGCAGCGUGCGUUACCAUCCCUACCUCAAUACGCCCACUUCGUGUGGACCGGCCGAUGGCAGCAAUCGAAAUGGCACGCCCGAAAAUGUUAGUAACGGCGUUGCCGGCGCUGGCGCAUUACCGCUGCCGCAGAGUAGUGCCGCAGUAUCGACCACCACCAACUCGCUGAGUCCGCGCAUAGUCAGCUCCAGCAGCCCCACAUCGACUUCGACACACAUGCAGCUGAGCGGCAGCUCCGCAACCGGUUCGCCGGGCGGUAACUGCAAGUUACAAUGCAAGAAAUGUGGUCUCAUGUGCGCUAGCGAGAAUGAGCUGCAAGAGCAUAUCACCAAUGUGCAUGGCGCUUCGCCAUAUGGCAGCAGCGGUUAUGCUAGUUCACCGUACAUCAAAGAAGAACUUUCUUCGGGUUCGCAGCAGCAGUCCACAGCAACACAAGGCGGUCAGGGUGGCAAUCCGGGUGAAUUAUUAGAUUUGGAUUCACAGAAAAUGGUUUAUCCACCCGCACCGGGCAGCAUACAAUCACUGUUACAUCAUCCACAUCAAAUGCAUGAUCCAGUUGGUGGCAGUGAUCCACUGCAUUCCAUGCACAGCAUGCAACAACGCGCUUUACCUGGUUGGGAGCAACCACAGGCGCCGAAUAACGGCAUACCGGAGGGUAUGUCACCCUACAUGCAACAGCAGCAGCCAACACAGCCGCAACAGCAAGCCGAUUUGAGCGGCAAGCCAACACACGCAAAUCAAUCGCCGUAUUACUCGCCCAAGCAGUCGCCUUAUCAUGUGCCAGGCAGCAUGCCGAACGGUGCAGGUGGCAUGGGUAUUAAACAAGAAUAUGGUUUGAUCAAAUCUGAGUAUCCAGACUCACAGAAUUAUGUGGAUAAGUCGUUCGAUCCCACUGUAACCGCUGAUAUAUGUCAACAACCCCCGCCCUCCGUACAACAGCAGCAGCAACAAAUGAUGCCGGUCUCCUCCAGUCCAGCUGAGUUUCCUUCGACCACCACUGGACCACAGGAUCCACAGCAGCAGUAUCGUGGUUUUGAGCCGCCCUCUUCGUCAUCCGUUAAUACUGUGAGUUUGCCUACCAAGGCCGCAACUUGGAAGUCGAAUGAGGCACGUCGUCCGAAAACUUACAACUGCACUGCUUGCAAUAAGUGGUUCACUAGCUCAGGUCACCUGAAGCGCCACUACAACACCACCUUGCAUAAGAACGCAGUCAAGUCUAGCGGUCAGCCAGAUCCGGCCACGUUGCCAAUAUCUGCGCACCAUCAUCCCGCACGUGAUCCCACUACAACAACCAAGGCGCACAGUCGUCGCAAUAAUGCUAGUGCCGCUGCCGCAGCAGCAGCUGCUGCCGCCGCACAACAACAGCAACCACCUGCGCCGGUGCAACCGCCCGAACCGCCCAGAGGUUCGCCCGACUUUGCACAGGGUGCGGGUAUGGGAAUGUCGCAGUACUCCGCUUCACCUUCGCCGACACAACAACAACAAGUGCAGAUGAACGGUUUGCCGUACGGCGCCAAUCCAGGCGGCUAUCAGCCACAAUCGCAAUACUUAAAUCAAGUGCAGUCAUCGACGAAUAGUCACUCGCCCAGCCAUAUUAAUGUGCCAGGCAUGUCACCAAACAACAACACACAAACCGUCUUGAACGGUCACCCAAACGGGUUAGCAGGUCCCUCCGCCCCAGUAACACCACUACCAAUGCCGUCCUCCCACACGAGGGGCCUGCUGAACAAAACAACAACCAUUAUCACAAAGAGCGAACCCUUGGAGGACAAUUACCCGCACAACAGCAACAACAGCACAAUGCACAUUCGCUCACCGCAGCUGGAAGCGGACUUGGACACGGAUCAGGAGUUGGACAGCACGCUGUCAUCGGAGGCGCCGGAGCGCUCCCAAAUGGACAUGGAAAUGCUGCAGCAACAACAGCAGCAACAAAUGGAAGAGGAGGCAGCAGCAACAGCAGCAGUAGCAGCGGAACAGGCACAGGAGGCCGAGGUGCAGUUACAACGCCACCGACAGGCACAAGCGGAACUGGAACGGGGGGAGGAAUUGGAGGUUUUCCCGCAUCAACUGCUGGAGGAAUUGGAGGGCCCACAGCGACAUUAUCACAACAACACGCCCACUUACAAUCCGGCGUCGGAGCACAACAUGCGAGCGCUAUCGCCCCUUAUUACCUCCCACCAGGCCUACCUCCAGGAGCAAGUGCAACGUCCGCCGAGAAUGGUGGACAGCAUUUUCUCACACAUGCAGCAGCCGCCAGCGGCAGUCACUAUGCCAGCCAAUAUAAUGGAUCCCCAAUACAACAUCCUACCUUUGGGUAUCAACACGCCGCCGCUGCUCAGCAGCAGUAUGCAGCUGCUGCCGCCGCAGCCGCCCAUCACCAACACCAGCACAGCUACUAUGGUCAAUAUGGGCAACAUCCAUAUGCUGCACAACCACCACCACCACCACACCCAGGAAGCGGUGCAGGAACAGCAGCCGGAGCAGCUGGUGUUACCAUCCAUGCGCAGUAUGCUGCUCAACAGUACCAACAUUCAGUCGCCGGUGGACCACAUCAAUUCCAUCACGCCGCAGCUGCUGCCGUCCAUCACCACCACCACCACACAGCCGCUGCUGCCGCCGCUGCAGCAGCAGCCGCAGCUGCACACCACCAACACCAUUCCAUCAUACCAGCAGCUGCAGCCGGAGUCGGAGCUGGCGCCGCUGGAGCCCACAAUGACCUAUCACACUAUUAUUGGUAAUGAGUCCUCCAGCUCCGGGGAGGAGGGUGAGGGAGUGGUCACUGUGAAUAGCAGUGGCAGUAGCGAAAACAACGAUUACAUACAAUUGUCCACAAUGGAUGCAUACGGUGGAUUGCAACAGCAACAGAUGAUCACUGCCGACGGACAAAUACUACAGUUUAUGUCCUCAUCACUCCUCGGUCAGUCGUACUAUGCAUUGCCGCCGCGGACCACUAUACGUGAGUCAUAUCCACGUUCACCGCAAGAAGGUGACUUGCCACCGGCGCAUACACUACUCGGCAACGGCUUGCACGAGCAGGAGCAAUUAUAUCUACAAGAGUCUUCGCAGACCAUGAAUGGCGGUGUAGAUGCACCGUAUUCACCAAAAGAAGAUUUGCAAUCAACCAACUCAGUUGAGACAGUUAAAAGUGAAAUGCAUGUAACCACUACAUCGCAUGAUGAGGGCUUACAUUGCUCCACCGACAGCGUUCAUUCGUCCACCGUCGCUAGCGAUAAUGUCAGCUCAUCAAGCAACAACGAGAACCUGAAUGCGACUGUUGUCGCAGCCACUGCCACUAAAACAGCGCCGGCGAAACCACGCCGGCUGGCUAAACGUCAACCGCCAUCGAAACGGAAAAUUUCGCCUUCGCAAUGCACCACAACACCGCGUUCCAUCACUCUACCGAAUGGACGUGUUAAAUGUCUGGAAUGCGAUAAGGAGUUCUCCAAAAACUGUUACCUCACGCAACACAACAAGAGCUUCCACUCCGGUGAGUAUCCAUAUCGUUGCAAUACAUGCGGUAAACGCUUUCAGUCGUCGGACGUGCAUCUGGUGCAUACCUCACGACAUCGUGCCACCGAUAAGCCGCACAAAUGCGAUCAGUGUCCCAAACAAUUUUAUCACAAGACCGAUUUGCGUCGGCACAUUGAUGCCAUACACACGGGUAUGAAACAGCAUGUCUGUACAUUGUGUGACAAGAGUUUCUGUCGUCGCGAUCACCUGCGUAAGCAUAUUGAGACGCAUUCGCGUCCCAGAGUUGUGGCCAAACGUGUGUUUAAGGCCAUAGUUAAUGAGGGCUUAUUUGACAUGUCCACACUGGAGAAACCCUAUAGACCACAUGAGGAACAGAAACAGAACCAAGUACAAGACGCAAACAAUGUCGAUAUGGACCAGUGCACAGAACCGAAACAACCGAAAGCUAAACGCCGAAAAAAGGAUACUACCGCUGCUGUUGAGUGUUUAAUACAAGCAAAUAAUAUUAAGCGCGAGGGUGUCGAGAUGCCACCACCACUCUAUACAGCACCACGCCGACGUUUAACGUCGACCACAGUUAGUGGGGCAAUGGACGAGGGCAACUACACGCUAAGUUCGACGGAUGAGAGUUACUUAGAGAACGAUAGCCAAAUAGAUACCGACAGCAAUUGGGGAGAUGAAGACACUAGUUAUAUUGUUAAAGAGGAACCAUAUGCCGAUGGCAUACCAUACACCAAUGUUAUGGCAGAAAAACAGCUGUCGGCAUACUUUUGAGCAAAUCACAGCGGGUUUCAGGGGAAAGAUAUAACAGAAAUACAGAAAAUGUAAUGUUAAUUUUGGGUCAGGUGAGCGUAUUACAAUAAAUAAAGAUGAGGUAGAAACCCAACACAUACCAUUCGAGUUAUUUGUGUGUAGAAUAGUAAAAAAAACAGUAGUAGAAGUAGGACGACUGACAAUUCAGAGUUUCUGAAGUAGUCUAUGAUAUUUAAAUAACGCUCACCGGUACUUAGAGCACUCAAACGUCUCAGCAUUUGGUGGAACGUCUGUGUAGCUCUAAGUAAUAGCCAAUAAGAACCGGUGUACCAAGUGGUUAGACACUUAUGAGAUAUAAGUUUUUCGAAAGUCUGUGUUAUACUUCUAUACACACGGUCUUACAACUAUGGUACACCGUUGAGAGUAGGGCGACGCAGACUGGGAAAGGAAAGUCUGUGCUACGGAGUUACCAUACUCCAGCAAAGUCUAGUUCUCAAGUACGGGUUCGCUUCAAAGCGCUUAGAGGUCUUAGAAUCCCCAACUUCUUGCCAGAGCUACCAAAUUUGAAAGGUUUAUAGGCUCAAAAAGCUCCAUGAAGGUGCUGAAGAGUCUGAGUCUUUCAAGUUCAAGCUUUGGAAAACUAGGGCUUCAUUUAGACCUCACGAAGUUGACGUUUUUAUGUAGGUAGAACUCUGCGUUCGGUCAGAGCUUUUAAGUCUCAGCAAAAAGUCUGUAGGGUUGACGAAAAUCGAACUCUUAUUGAAAGUCAGGAGCUCCAAUUUCUUUGGAGCUUUUCGACCAUAUUUCGUGUGCCUCUUAAUAACAAAACAGUUAUAUUUCAAAUGUAGUUGAAAUAAACUGGCGACCAGACAAUAAACGGAUCGGAGUAACCGGGGCGAUCUGCCGUUACGACAUUCCGUAUACAAGUAAAGCGCUACGUUAAGUGACGUAGCAAGCAAAAAGCGAGGCCACAGCGCCUUUUUGGUGUGAAAGUGGGGGAAAUUAGCGGCGAGUCCACUAAGUAGAAAUUAAUAGUUUGAAUGUGUGUUAGAAUUUUUUAGGUUUAUAUAGUAUUUGCUUGUCUAACAGCCGACCGCUUCGAACUUGUGCGACUAGCAGUAGGUACUGUGCACUGGUACAUGCGCGACCGACCAAAAAACGUACGUUUAUUUGCGGCCACAGCUAUUGAAGCCGCUUGCCAAAUGCAACCAAAACCACCUCAAAAUGCCAUAUUUACAAGUACAUAUAUAGAAUUAUAUGAAUUUUGAAUUUACAUUAUUAUUCAACGCAAAUACCUCAGCAACAAAAGAAUGGAACCAUACUCAGGGUAGUUAACUAAAAAAAAAUAUAACAUUAUAUAAUUUUUUAUAUAUUUUUUCAGUUGAAAAGAAAAUUAUAAUUUUUUUUUGUUAAUUACAAAACCUCAUAAUUUUAAUUACGCUCAAAACCCAAUAUAUUAACUAUUUUUUUUUUGUAAAUUGUUUUCAUAAAAGUAUUUUUUGCAUUUACAAAAAAAGUUUUUUUUUUAUAAAAAAAAAUUUUGUAU
Zeugodacus cucurbitae (melon fly) is the source of this 8118-nucleotide messenger RNA. It is a transcript of the gene zld, whose product is annotated as methylcytosine dioxygenase TET. Bases 1728 to 6593 code for a protein of 1621 amino acids. Lineage: Eukaryota; Metazoa; Arthropoda; Insecta; Diptera; Tephritidae. The record is from RefSeq and is a predicted model, not a curated record. Gene Ontology annotation, molecular function: sequence-specific DNA binding; DNA-binding transcription factor activity, RNA polymerase II-specific. Gene Ontology annotation, biological process: regulation of transcription by RNA polymerase II. Gene Ontology annotation, cellular component: nucleus. The transcript is spliced from 2 exons.